AGCGUUGUAUUCGUUUUGAAUAGCUUGUAUCCAAUAUUCAAACUAUAGUGGGGGAGGGUGGAAGGUGGAAGCCGAUACGUUUACGAGGCUAGUUUUAAUUUGUAGUUUAUUAUAUUUAACUUUUAUUUGCAUUUAUUUAUUAAUUACAUAGAAUAUACAUUCGAAAUUUAUUAACGUAUCGUUAAAGGAUAUUUAUUUAAAAAGCAAAACAUUAGAAGAUGGAAGAAGAACGAGGAAAUGUAGAAGUUUCAACAAAGGUUACAGAGCCAUUGAUAAAUGUACCAAAUCCAAGAGCCCUCCAACAAACUGUUUCUUCUGUACCUGGACAAUCAAAGUAUAUACAGCUGCUUAAUGUCAUAGAAGAACUUGGUCAUGAGGUUCGUCCUACAUAUGCUGGCAGUCGUACUUCUGCAGAAAAGAUUAAGCGUGGUAUUGUACACGCCCGUAUUCUAGUCAGGGAAUGUUUAGUUGAAACUGAAAAAAGCGCUCGUCAAUGAGAUAAAUGUUUUUGUGAAUUUGAUAAGUACUUAACCAUAAAUAAGAAUCUCAAACGCAUAUAUAUAUAUUUUCUUUCAAUGGACAUGGAUAUUAGAUGAGAAAAUUACAGUGACAACUAAUCUACCUCAAGUUUCUAUCAUAAUACAUUAAAGUUACAUAUAGUAUUUAACAAAAUUAUUUAUGAAAAUUCAUUGAAAGGUAUAUUUAGGAAGAGAUACAUUCAUUUGACAUUUCUUUGUAAAUUCAUCAUCAUAUCACUUGUCAUUGCC
Molecule: messenger RNA, 767 nt
Organism: Megachile rotundata (alfalfa leafcutting bee)
Lineage: Eukaryota; Metazoa; Arthropoda; Insecta; Hymenoptera; Megachilidae
Product: diphthine methyltransferase
Biological process (GO): protein histidyl modification to diphthamide
Cellular component (GO): cytoplasm
Molecular function (GO): diphthine methylesterase activity; protein binding
Source: RefSeq, a predicted model, not a curated record